Molecule: messenger RNA, 1963 nt
Organism: Trichomycterus rosablanca
Lineage: Eukaryota; Metazoa; Chordata; Actinopteri; Siluriformes; Trichomycteridae
Product: potassium voltage-gated channel subfamily G member 3-like
Exons: 2
Coding region: 1-1287 (428 amino acids)
Biological process (GO): potassium ion transmembrane transport; protein homooligomerization
Cellular component (GO): voltage-gated potassium channel complex; membrane
Molecular function (GO): protein binding; delayed rectifier potassium channel activity
Source: RefSeq, a predicted model, not a curated record
AUGAAGUUCGGUGCGAGUGUUUGCAUCCUGAACGUGGGCGGCACGCGCUACGCUUUUCAGAAGGAUGUGCUGAAGGACUUUCCUUUAAGAAGAGUGAGCCGCCUGCACAGCUGCGCGUCCGAGCGCGAGGUGCUCGAGGUGUGCGACGAUUACGACCGCGAGCGCAACGAGUUCUUUUUCGACCGGCACGCAGAAGCUUUCGGGUUCCUAAUGCUCUACGUGAAGCACGGUAAACUGCGCCUGGUGCCGCGCAUGUGCGAGCUCUCCUUCUACAACGAGAUGCUUUACUGGGGUUUGGAAAGCUCGGACCUGGAGAUGUGCUGCCAAAGGCGCCUGGACGACCGCAUGUCCGACUCAUGCACGCACUUCAGCGAGGAAGAACGGCCCCCCGAGGACCGAGACGACCAAGAGACCCAAACGCAGCAAAGGCGCCGGGACCCUAAGUGGCUCGAGCGCAUGCGCAGGACCUUCGAAGAACCCGCGUCCUCCAUAGCCGCGCAAAUCCUCGCCUCGGUGUCCGUGCUGUUCGUUAUCGUGUCCAUGGUCAUGCUGUGCGCCAGCACUCUGCCCGACUGGGAAACAGACGACGAUAACAUGGUGGAGGAGCACAGGUACACAGAGUCUUUAGACCAUCCUGCAGGGAUCAUCGAAGCGGUAUGCAUUGGCUGGUUCACGGCAGAGUGCAUCGUGCGCUUCCUUGUGUCGCGUGACAAGUGUGAGUUUGUACGUCGCCCACUGAAUAUCAUCGACCUGUUGGCCAUCACGCCUUACUACAUCUCCGUGACCAUGACAGCUCUGACCGGAGAGAACUCUCAGCUGCAGAGGGCCGGUGUAACACUGCGCGUGCUGCGCAUGAUGCGAAUCUUCUGGGUAAUCAAACUGGCCCGCCACUUCCUUGGCUUACAGACGUUGGGCUUGACUCUGCGCCGCUGCUACCGCGAGAUGGUCAUGCUGCUGGUGUUCAUCUGUGUAGCCAUGGCCAUUUUUGGGGCCCUGGCCCAGCUGCUUGAGCAUGGCCUGGACUUGAAUUCAAGCAACGAGGAAUAUGCAAGCAUCCCUGCCGCCUGUUGGUGGGUUAUUAUCUCCAUGACGACUGUCGGCUAUGGAGACAUGUACCCCAUCACUGUGCCAGGGCGCGUGCUGGGUGGCCUUUGCGUGGUGAGUGGAAUUGUGCUGCUGGCACUGCCCAUCACUUUCAUCUACCACAGUUUUGUGCAAUGCUACCACGAACUCAAGUUCCGCUCUGCUCGCUGUCCCAGGAGCCUCUCGGCCGAGUUUGUCAACUGAAAUCUUCAACUGACUUUUUUUGGUUCUACUUUUUCCUACAGUUGUAAUUGUACGUUCAGUUACUUCUAUCGGCUAAUUGUAUUAUCUGACCAGGUCUAAACUUUGGUCUCAGGUAGAGCUUAGAGGCUUGCUUUGCCCCUGUGGCUACACAGCUCGGUCCAUUGAGGGACCCGGCGUCUACAGAGAUUAGUUCCAGCCUUGUUCCACACCAUUUGCUUUGACUAAAUGAUGUUGUGGUGCAUGGCUGGAACAAAUACUUGUGGACUCUGGGUCCGUUAAUGGUCCGGUCUAUGUUUUAUCCACUCAGCCCAACUCUGAUUCAUUCAUUGUUAGCAGACGCCAGGAUAAAGCUUUGUGUGCCAGGACAAAGCUUGGCUGUGCUUAAUUAGUAUUAUUAUUAUUUAACAGUAACUACUGUCACUGAGCAUCCAGAGCUGUUAGCAAGGCCAGCAAAGAUAAUAGCUUAUAUUUCAAAAAUCCCAAAAGCUUUGGCAUGUUUGUCUGAGCCCUCAGGCUGAAAACCUUCCUUCAAACAUCCAAACAGACGUACAUUUCACUCACUAGCCAAGACGUACAUGCAUUAGCUUAUGAAUGCCAUGCCACAUAGACAUCCUACAAUCUUGGCAAUCCUAUAAACGUUAUAAAAAUAAUAAAAUCUUAAGUUCUUUCACCUCAA